This is a messenger RNA of Lasiodiplodia theobromae, 1077 nucleotides long. Its product is annotated as TAP42-like protein. NCBI's taxonomy places the organism in Eukaryota, Fungi, Ascomycota, Dothideomycetes, Botryosphaeriales, Botryosphaeriaceae. Bases 1 to 1077 code for a protein of 358 amino acids. The record is from RefSeq and is a predicted model, not a curated record. Gene Ontology annotation, molecular function: protein phosphatase 2A binding. Gene Ontology annotation, cellular component: cytosol. The transcript is spliced from 3 exons. Gene Ontology annotation, biological process: regulation of dephosphorylation; regulation of signal transduction.
AUGAGCAACGAAUCUGAACAGCAGCCGCAGAGCCUUCGCGCUUUGUUUUCAAGUGCAGAGGCCAAAAGAAAAGACCUCGAGGCUACUUACGACUCAAACAGCGAUGCUUACCAGCAGAAGCUCAGCUCAGCUAUCGCCACCUAUGAAGAGUGUUUGAAAGUCGCUGAUCGCGUUUCGCUGUUCAGCCCCAACGAGACUCUGGAGGAUGUGUCGUCGGGGGAUAUUCAAUACAUGAUCAUUAACUACCAUCUGGCUGAGCUGCUCCAAAGGAUCGUUGGCACAGACCGCAAGGCCACACUUCUCAGUGCCCGAGGGUGCUACGAAAAAUUCAUGAAGUUGCUCGAUAGCUACGACGUUUUGUCUAAGCCCGACGCCAAGCUCUACGAGAAGUAUCAGGAGUCCCCCAACUCCUUCUCUACUGCAUCUACUUCAGAUGCCGCAGCUAGACGGGAGACAAAGAUUGCCCGCUUUAGAGCCGAGAAAGAGCUGAAAGCGAAGCUCGAGCAUCUCAACCAAAAUCCCGCCGCUUUCCAGAAUGACGAGGAUGCUCUGCGUCAGCUGCACCUCACAAAUAUUGCUCUUUGCGUCCACCAGACUUUUGCGUCCCUCGAGUCGAUAGCGCAGGAACUGCAGAUUCUGGCAAUGGCUCCGCCUGCGCCUCCACCGAAUGCGGGCCCCACUGCAGAGGAUUUGCGGCAGCGUGACCGCCGAGGCGAUGGUUAUUCGGAGCGCCUGGAUGCCCCUCUCGCGGGCCUGUCAAACCGCACUGGGCCUAUCCUAAGCGCAGACGGAAAGCCGCUGCGACCCUUCACGCUUCUUGACAACAGACAAAGGGUACAGCAAGGGGUCUUCCGACCAGAUCACAGCUUACCCACCAUGACCAUCGACGAGUACCUUGAUGAAGAAAGAAAGAGGGGAGGUAUCAUUGAAGGGGGCGGCGAGCAGUCAGGAAUGCAACCGGAGCCGGAUGAGGACAAUAUGGAGAAGGCCGAUGCGGAGACGAUGAAGGCGCGCGCAUGGGAUGAUUUCAAGGACGACAACCCCAAAGGUGCCGGCAACACGAUGAACAGAGGCUAA